GCGGCUUCUCUCCGGCCCAAGAUGCUGGGCUUCCACCCGCCUCCCAGGAGGAGGCCGCGGGCCGGACGCCCAGAUGCUUUCUCUUGCUGGACCACUCCUGACCUGCCUGCUCCGUCACCCUGCACCGCAGCGGCCCUUCAGGACCGUUAAAUGCCGUCCGGGCCCCGAUGCUGGAGGGCUGAUCGCACGGUUUUGCCUUAGGUACUUGCCGGGGACGCCGGACCGUCAGGGCUCCCAGCCAUGCCGCAGCUGGCCCUGCUCCAGCUGGACCGCCCCAGACCCGAGGGGGAGCCGCUGCCGUUUCUGUCCUCCGUGCCCCCCCAGCGACGGCUGACCCCGCAUCCCUGACACUGGACGUCUCCCGCAGCCCCAGAAGGAGCUGUGUCCUGGGUCGGCCAGGCUGCCGCUGGCCGUGAGGGCUGGCCCUGGACUAUGCCGUCCAAGCUGGCCAGCCUGGGGCACUCAGAGGCCGCCGCCCAGCAGCCCACCAGCCAGGGGCGUCUGCAGCCUGAGGGCAGAAUGCUGAAGGGGCAGCUUCCAAACACUGAUGAAGACCUUGCCGCCCGCCCGGGUUCCCCGGCUGCCGACGACCGUCGGGGACCCGAGAAGAGUCCGGCGCUCCCUCUGGACACCCCAGCACAGGUCGGCACCGAGGAUGCACAGGUCAGGGCAAGACCCUUCACCCCGAAGCCACCGCCGCAGAGGCCCAGGCUGGAGCGAGCACUGUCCCUGGAUGAGAAGGGCUGGAGGAAGAGGCGUUUUCGAACCAGCCGCGAGGACCUGGCCGUGCAGAAUGGGGCCAGCCCCUCCGGGGGCUCCCUGCAGGAUGAGGCCCCCGGGACCCCCGCCCGCACUGGCUCCCCACCCUGCCUGAGCACCUCCCUGCAGGAGAUCCCCACGACCCGCAGGGCCCCGGGCAGCGGGGGCCCCUCCUCGUGGGGUAACUGUCUUUCCGGAAUGAUCAGCACUUCCCUGGACCUCCUGCACCGAGAUGGGGCCUCGGCCGGGAGCCCCCCCAGGCUGGCCGGCCUGCGCCCCCCGCGCCCGCUGCCCGCCGUGGACAAGAACGUGGCCUCCGACGCGCUGCGGACGGCCAGCAAGGUGGACUCGGACCACGUGGACUACAGGCUCCGCCUGCAGGCCAGGUUGUUCCGGGCCCACAGCAGCCUGGGCCCCGGCCGGCCCCCGAGCCCCCUGGCCUGCGACGACUGCUCCCUUCACUCGGCCAGGUCCACCUUCAGCCUCCUGGCGCCUAUCCGCGCCAAGGACGUCCGGAGCAGGAGCUACCUGGAGGGGAGUCUCCUGGCGAGUGGGGCCCUGAUGGGGGCAGACGAGCUGGCCCGCUACUUCCCUGACCGGAACCUGGGCCUCUUCGUGGCCACGUGGAACAUGCAGGGCCAGAAGGAGCUGCCCCCGAACCUGGACGAGCUGCUGCUGCCGGCCGAGGCCGACCUCGCCCAGGACCUGUACGUCGUGGGGGUCCAGGAGGGCUGCUCCGACAGGCGGGAGUGGGAGACACGGCUGCAGGAGACGCUGGGCCCCCACUACGUCAUGCUGUACUCCGCGGCCCACGGCGCGCUCUACAUGUCCGUGCUCAUCCGCAGGGACCUCAUCUGGUUCUGCUCAGAGGUGGAGAGCUCCACGGUGACCACGCGCAUCGUGUCGCAGAUCAAAACCAAGGGGGCCCUGGGCGUCAGCUUCACCUUCUUCGGCACCUCCCUCCUCUUCAUCACGUCCCACUUCACCUCUGGAGAUGGGAAGGUGGGCGAGCGGCUGGUGGACUACAGCAAGACUGUCCAGGGCCUGGCCCUGCCCAAGAACGUGCCGGACACCAGCCCCUACCGCUCCGACGCCGCGGAUGUCACCACCCGCUUCGACGGGGUCUUCUGGUUCGGAGACUUCAACUUCCGCCUGAGCGGCGGGCGGGCAGCCGUGGAGGCCAUCCUGAAGCAGGACCUGGGCGCCAGCGUGCAGGCCCUGCUGCAGCGCGACCAGCUCACCCGGGAGAUGAAGAGAGGGUCCAUCUUCAAGGGCUUCCAGGAGCCGGACAUCCGCUUCCUGCCGUCAUACAAGUUCGAUGUCGGGAAGGACUCGUAUGACAGCACCUCUAAGCAGAGGACCCCGUCCUACACGGACCGCGUCGUGUACAGGAGCCGUCACAAGGAUGACAUCUGCCCCGUCAAGUACUCCUCCUGCCCGGGGAUCAGGACCUCUGACCACCGCCCCGUGUAUGGCCUGUUUCGGGUCAGAGUGAGGCCGGGCAGAGACAACAUCCCGCUAGCCGCCGGCAAGUUUGACCGAGAACUGUACCUGAUAGGGAUAAAGAGACGGAUUUCCAGAGAGAUCCAGAGACAGCAGGCGCUGAAGAGCCAGCACUCCAGCGCCAUCUGUACCAUCUCUUGAGGGUCUGCCCGAGGAGGACGGGCCACCUGCAGCCCGGGGCGGGGUAUUGACCCGGGACCCCGGGAAGAUGGAGGCGGCUGCUGGCUGGGCCGCGAUGCACCGCCGCUGGGGGCGGCCCCCUCCUCCACAAGAGCCUGACGGGAGGCCCCAGGUACGGCGCCCGCUCCCGGGGACAGAACCCCACAUCCCCAGCUGUCGCCACGGAGCUGUCCUCUCUCUGGGCGGACCGAGAAGGGCCGACACUGGCCUCUGCACACCGCGUUCGCUGUGGGUGGCACACCUGCGAGCAGGGCUGGCCGUGAGCAGCAAGCGCCCUGAAGCCAGCAGCAGAGCGCGCCCCCCCAAGGCCCAGCACCCUGACCUCCUUUAUGGUUUGCACGUCCAGAUCCACCCAUCCCAGCAGCCCCUCAGACCCAAACCAAGAGCUGCCCUUCCUCUGUCUGAGCGCCGGGAGCCCAGCAGGGGGGUGGGGCCUCUGUCCCCACGGCAGGCGCGAGGACCAAGCUGAGGCUGGGACCAGGAGGGCCAGCCAGCAGUUCAGGCCCACAAAACCGCCUCCCUCUCCUUUCCCCGUCCAUUUGGGUCCAUUUGCUUAGGUAACACCAAACAGCAUUAAUGUAAGUGGUGAGUAUCCUGGUCUGAGAAGCCGCUGGAAGCCUGGAAUGUCACCUCCUUGCCAGCCUCAGCCGGCCCCCAGCAGCCUGGAUGUCUUUUAUCUUAAAGGGUUUAGAGCCCAUCGUUGCUUUGUCUUAACCCAUCUCUUAAAAAAAAUGGUAGGACAUCUAGGGGCAUCCAGUCUAUCUUUUAAAUUAUUUAUU
Messenger RNA from Hippopotamus amphibius kiboko, 3221 nucleotides. It is a transcript of the gene INPP5E, whose product is annotated as inositol polyphosphate-5-phosphatase E. Gene Ontology annotation, biological process: phosphatidylinositol dephosphorylation. The record is from RefSeq and is a predicted model, not a curated record. The coding region runs from base 433 to 2403 and encodes 656 amino acids. Gene Ontology annotation, molecular function: inositol-polyphosphate 5-phosphatase activity. The transcript is spliced from 10 exons. Lineage: Eukaryota; Metazoa; Chordata; Mammalia; Artiodactyla; Hippopotamidae.